CAGCUGAAAAUGGAUUUAUGGUCACGCGACAGAAGUAUGAAAAGCCCAAUCCCUGAUCUUGUUGUAGUUCCUGAAAUUGAGGAGCACCAGACAGAUCCUCUUAGUCCAGAUAUGCUCUCUUUACCAAGCAACAUAUGGUUAACACCGAGAAGUUCCGGGUCAUCUGCUGCACAGAGAGCCAGCAGUAUUACAUCUUCCAUUUUUGAUUUAUCUGCAGAAGCAGAACAACUUGAAAAAUCUCUUAAAGACAAUAAUUGUUUCAAAACACAAAAAAUUCUUGAUUUACAUCAUCACAAAUUUCCACUGCAUUUUCAAGUCGAUCGGUUUCAUCAUGAUAAAUCAAUGUCAGAACCUGCUAGAAGCAGACGACCUAGCAGUAGGAUAAGCCAAGAAGGGGAUUUCAAUUUUCGGAAGAGUCCAACUUUUCUUGAUAUUUUUGAUCAUGAUAGAAGAGAAAGCGUGACCCCUGAAGCUGAUAUUCCAUCUAUUUUUAAAACAACUCUUCAUGUAGCAAUAAGAUCUAAUUCUGUAGAAGUAAUUAAACUUUUGUUGAAAUACGGUAUUGAUCCAAAUUUUCCGACUACCAAUUUGAUGCAUGUUGCUUCAAAAGGAAACAACAUUAUUGACUGGAAGCGAGCUAAUGUCCGCCAUUCUUAUAUUUCUCAUCACAUCGAAAUAGAUUACCACGAUGAUCACAAUUUUUUCCAAAGAUACCACUGUAAAGAAACGCCAAAUAUAACAAUUUCUACCGAUGAAACCACUACAUUCCAGCAUCAAGACCCUCAUCCUACCAAUAAUAGUUCACUUGAUUUGUUAUCAUUUUACAAUCAAGAGGAACUCAAUAAUUUACCGCCUUUAUAUUCUGCGGUAGUUUUUGGUAAAAUUCAAAUCGUUCGUUUAUUAUUGCAACAUAAAGCAGAUCCAUGUAUUCAAGAUGCAAUAGGUAAUUCUCCACUUCACUUAGCAGUGACUAAGCAAUUUUUCAAUUUAAAUAUUGCCAGGGAAUUUUUAAAAUACGGUGCAAGCAUUUAUCUGCAGAAUAAUGAAGGAAUUUCGUCGUUUAAUUAUUGUUCAGAACUGCGACAAGAACAGCUGACUUUAGUUGAUUCAAUUUUGAAUGGGAAAUCAGUUUAUGUAUUGGGAGAUUCAAUUGCUCACAGAGAAGAUAUUUGCAUCCAUGGCGGUGUGCAAAGACUACUAAAAAGAUUGAAUAACUCGGAUCACAAAUCGUUAACAAAAGACAAGAAAUCUCGUUCUCAUGGUGGCACUGCUAGCGAUUUACUCAGCGAAAUGCGAGAAAGACUUUCUUCCGGUGGAUCCAGCAACCGGAGCAGUAAAAGCAAACACCAGUCGACAAUUAUAGAAGACCCAGACUUAGACAGUGAUAUAUCACUUCAAACAUUCACGUUAGAGCCAUCCAUUAGUAAUGAUAGAACAUCUAAUCGCCGCUCAAAGAUGAGCCUCCGCCGGGGUGACAGGUCCAAACACAGGAACAGUAAUGUCUCGGAACAUACAGAUAAGAGUACACUCGAUGACACUGCUCAUUCACUGUAUGGAUUGAAGAAGAUAGCAUCUAACUAUGAAUGCAUACCCUCUCUGUUAGAUGGGUUGGCAGAUUACAUCCGUAUUAUUCUUACACUGACUGAUAAUGUCGACUGUCCCGCCAUUGAUAAAGCAAUCAACGAAUUAAUGAAUCAAGUUUUACAGACUUGCUAUGAACAGCUGCAGAAAAAUGAGUGCCUGGAUGGGAAAUAUAAAAUUUUUAUACAACUUUCAAAAUUAUUACAAACAGCGUUGGAAAUUCUCAAAGGGGGACAAUCUUUACAUUUCACUGCUCUCAGUAUCAUUAAUCGUGUCAUGGAUAUAUGUAUUGUACAUAAGAAUUAUGAAAUUUCUGCCAUUUAUUCACCAUCCGUUGAUUAUGUAAAUAUAUCUGGUAUUGAUGUCCAGAGAAGUCCGAAACAUUCAUCGUGUCCUACUGGUGUAAAUAUUCCAGAUGAACCCAGCAGUCAUUCAAGUAGUGCUUUUACUAGAAUAUCAUCAGCGCAUUGUAAAAAAUCAAAUUCUGGUUCAAAUGAGAAUAGUCAGGAAAAAUCAGAUGACGAUAUUGAGUAUAAAAAGUCAUCAAAUAUUAAAAAACUACCACUGACGAUCUUAACUCAAACUGAUCCUAGUCAAAUACUCAGUGUGUUACAUAAUAACAUCACCAUGCAUAAGAGAAUCAUUGGUACUCGUCAAAAGUGUACUCCAAGUACUAGAUGGCGGCACUGUACUCAUCACUGUCUUCAGAUUCUAAGCGCAAGGAUUUUGGCCAUUAUGAGCCAUGGACAUCAAGUUCAAAAUCGUAUUGUUACAGAUGGACAUUUGAAGACUUUGGUGGAAGCCUUAGAUCCAAACCAUGAUCCUCACCUGUUGUGCCUUCUCCUCCAAUCACUAGCCUCUAUAGCCCUAAAUCCUAACAACCACCAACCUCUUAAUGAUGUAGAUAUAUCUGAUAUGCUGAUGCAGUUGCUCCUCCCCUCAGAUGAAUGGUACUACACUAACCAUAGUACUAAGUAUGCCAAAUAUGUGAAGUACCAUGCAGCUAGAAUUCUGGUCUACAUGGGCUUACUACAUAAACUUGGUGGGAGAGUGGACUUGUUUGACAGGAAGCCAUUUGAAGAGAAUGAAUUAACUAGCCAUCUUAAUGUUCACUCCCCAGAGGACAGUUUUAUAGAGCUCAUGGCAAUGGGACGUGCCAAAAUGUGGAACAGCCGAAACCACCUUCAAGCUGCUUCCUUGGAGGGUCUGGUUGCUGAGCUCAUUCAGGAAGCAGUGAUAGAAGAGAGCCAUGAAGAUAUUUCUGCCUUAAAUUACCAGUUGUCUUCCUCUGUUGAUCAUCUCCCCAGUCAUCCAGCCAAUCACAUUUUGUCGCCUGUCAUCUCACCAAAUUGCUCAUUGGAAUGUAUAGUUGACACUUAUUCAAAACCAUUUUGUGAAGUUUUGUUAAUGGGACUACCAAUGAUUGUUCAUCCAAUUAUAAUUUUACGUCUGCUUGCUCACAAACUGUUUGGAAACAUGAUAAGACGCAAGUCGCUAUAUGCUGAAACCAAGUUAAAACCACCAAAGCCAACUAAUAUUGGUCAGAUAGACAUGUGCCCACCACGUUCAUUACAUCAUCAUAAUGAACCUCCAAAACAUGAACCAGAAGUCAAAAAGGAAGUUGUGAAAAAGAAAAAAUCAAAUCCCAGAGAUUCAGAUAUGGAUUCACAAUCAUCUUUAUGUGCUGAAAAAGAAUUUACAAAACACAACGGCAUAUACUCAAAAAAUGGAAACACCUCAUUAGCAUUACGAGCAAUGGGACAUAGUUUAGCUAAUCCAUUUGAAUCAAAUAUUCCAAUCAGUCAGCAGAAGAGUGACAGAAAGGGUAGCUUUCUUGAAGAAAGUCACCAUAAAAGCCAUCAUCCUGCCCAUAUUUUUGCCUGGCAGCAUAGACAUUUACUAUCUAAAUCACAGGGUAAUGUUGCCAUUGAUAGUUCAGACACGCUUCCGCUCAAAGAUAGUGAUACAGAUAGCACCAGUUCUUCAUCAGUGACAACAUCAGAUGUUGAUAUUAUGGCAUUCCAAAGGGAACUUAUUAAUCUUCCAACUUUUGUGAUGGAUACACCAUCUGAUGUUUCACCUGUUUUUUCUAGAUCAAGUUCUGUUCCAGAUAAUCUUGCCUCUCGUUCAAGUAUCACUGAUCCUGUACCUGGAAUCAGUUCAGACAUUCUGCACAGAGAAAGGGGAGGUUCAGACCAUGAGGUUUAUAAAGUGCCAAACUCACCCUCAUAUGUGACUAUUCAUACUCCUGACAAAUUACAUUUUGAUUUAAUUGGUGAAUCGUCAACCGAUCUAAAAGAAAAUGCAUUGUCUAACAUUGUUGUAAGAUUUGAGCCUCCACCGUCGCCAAUAUCUAGUGCAAGUCAGAGUCCACAAAAUUUUGAAUUUCCAGCACCAUUUGACAUAUCAAAAUUAGGUGAAUUAUCAAAACUAACUGUUGCCACUGAAAAGGGAGUUAAUACUUCAGCUAGUGGCAGUCAUUUAAUGCCAUCACCCACGACAUCUGUCACAUCGUCAACCACAACAGGUCAUUCCAACACUUCACCUUGGUCACCAACAGCAACCACAACUCAUUCGUUUGUUCAUUCAGAAAUUCCAAGAAACCACCGUGGGGUGCUAAAAGUCAUAGAAACUUGGAUUAAUGUAUGCAGUAAUGAUUUAGAUUGCAGUAAUUUAAUUGUUCAUGAGAUGAGAGAUUUCCUUCGUAAACUGUCAGUAUUGGGACAUGAUUAUAAAACUUGGUGUCACAAAAUAGGUGCUUUGCUCCAUUUAGAGGAAAAAAGUGUUGCAAAACAGAGAACAGAAAAUACAGAUGACCCAGAGUACAUUAAAGCCAUGUACAAAAAGCUUCAAAAAUUGGUUGUGAGUGGAGAGCUUCCAUGUACCAAAGAGGAAGCAGCUACAUUAGCCAGUAUCCAGCUACAUAUUGAAGAAGCAUGGCCAGAAAAUGAUGCACAAGCAAACAUUAAAGAAAUUCAUCAGAAACUACAAUUCAGAAUUAAUGACCCACAGGAAAAUCUACGUCGUAGGAAGGAACUUAUACGUAGCAAAUGUGCCAGCCGAAUAACAAGUACUCGGAGAAGUAAGGGUAGAAUCAUCCGACAGUUGACCUGCAUCAGCGACAAUGAAGUGGAUUCAAAUGGAGAAAUUGAUCUGACCAAGUAUCUUCCUCCAGAUUUGGUAUCCUCCAAAAAGAUAGGAUGGCUAAUACAGGAAAAACAGAAGAAGCUAUGGCACACACCUCAUUAUGAUAGUGAAAUCAAGUUAAAACAGCACUAUAUAAAAAUAUGUAAAAAUUUACCUGCUCAUGGCUGUAAACUGUACCAAGUGAAAGAAUUACUUAGAGGAAAUGCUCAGAAAAAGGUUACAAGAAUGUUUGGAGUUGGGAGUGACAGAGUUGUCCUUCUUGACAACAAAUCUAAAAUUUUGGCCAAGUCACAUAGUAUUAAAGAGUUACAAGAUUUUAAUCCAGGCAGCGGAAAGUAUCACGAUGGACUUGACUUAGAAUUUAGGGGAAGUAAACCAUGGAAUCUUACAAUGUCCUCAUUAGAAAAUCUGAAGUCCGUGACAGCUGUAUUAUGGGAUGCUUUAGACAUGGAUGGUAGAUAUCUCAAUAAUGGGACUUUACGUAGAGAUAGUUUUGACUUUGAUUUUCAUUGUAAACCAUCACUUUUACGACCAGCCAUCCAUGGAGGCUCUCGGUACUCCAAGGAAUUAGAACAUCUCAGAAAGAGGCUACACUUCCCAGAAGAAGUUGCAAUCAUGUUAACAAAUGUAGAACAUGGAUUGUUUAACAGUAUUUUACCAUCACACUAUAUUCGACAGGUUACUACCGACCUGACACGAGGAUCUGUUGUGAACAGGAAGAACUCCAGUGUUGAAGAUCUCAUACAGAGAUUUAAUGAGGUUAGUUCCUGGGUCACACAACUGAUCAUCACCCAACCUACAUUUGAGAACAGAAAGGCUAUUUUGUCAUGUAUCCUCAGACUUGCCUUCUACUGUUGGUGUAUUGGUAACUUUAACACAACCAUGGAAAUAGUGGCUGGACUCAAAUCAGAAAAACUGAGGCCGUUUUGGUUGUCUAUACCUGAAGAAGACUUGUCCACGCUUCAUUUCCUGGUUUCUGCUUUGUUGACUAGACAAAUGACCAAUGAAUACAAAGAAGCUCUCAGUCGAUCUCUUGACAUCCCAGAAUGCAAAGUUGUACCAUUUUUCGGAGGAUUUUUGAGAGAUUUACGUGCAUUGUUUAUUACCCUUCCAAGUGUCAUUGUGUUGCCUGCUGAGGAAAACCAGUCCCUCGAGUUCAUAUCUGACUACAAUGGGGAAGAUAGAUUCAUGACAAGGAUCGGAGUUGGAGGUCUAUUGAAUAUGGAUAAGCUAAAACAAGCUCAUAUUGUUUUAAGUGAUAUAGCUUUAUUCCAUAGCCAUGGUCAGAGGAGACGAGAAGAAGACUGUCAGAGUAUUGAGGCAUUUGAGGAAUAUGAUAAUGAUUGUGAAAGUGAUUAUGACCUUGACCUUGACUCUUAUCAGCCAAUUAAGGAAAUUUCGGCAGACCAUGAAUUCAUGUUAAUAACUAGAAAAAUGGCUAAAAUAGACUCUCAGACAUUACAAAGCUUACAUCACGGAACAACUGUUGUGAGAGUUGAGGAAGACAGCAAUAGGUCAUGCAUGUGCUACCUCAAACUUGAAAUUGACAAUUCAACCUUGACUUGGAGGAAACAGUCGUGGAGUUCUCUCAGUGCAAGCUCUUCAACAUAUCCAGACUUUGCUUUGAAAGGUGAAUCAGAUUCUAGUUCAACACAGGUUUUAUGUAUGAGGUAUUCUGGUGGAGAAGAUGUGUACGAGACUUUGGAAGAGGGUUUUAUAGAUUUACGUCUAGUCAAAGAAGUUUCAAGGAGAAAUGACUUAACUAUGAAUGAUCUUGGAAUCAUUAUGAAAAGACAUAACAUGGAAAAUUUAGAUUCACAGAAAAAUGUCAUAUCAAUUUUAUAUGGUGCCAGUUACUCAGAAAAUCGUAAAAUUUACUUUGUUGUUCCCAAAUUCACUUGUAGAAUGUGGUACUCAGGAUUAGUGCGUUUAGUAAGAGCAGCAAGAAGACUUUCAUGGCAGACAGAUAAACGAGUACAGUGUUUGAAAGUUCAGUAUUUACAAUUGUUUUACGAGAAUGAGAAAUGUCUUGGACCAACUCCUGCAGAGGCUAUCAAGGUAUUUGGAGGUCGUAACUGGUCUGUUAGACCCCAGACCACUUCUGGCUCACAAGAUCUCACACCAUCUUCUUCCAAGUGGACACCAAAUGUUGGACCAUUUAAAAAGAAAAACAGUAGUUUUUCAUCAUCAAAGAGUGUAGAAUUAGAUGGUCAAGGCUCAAGACGAUCCAGUGGAUACAUUACAACCUCUAAGGAAUCUAGUCCAAAACUAGCUGGCAGUAGUGCAAUAAAUGACAAACACUCAGGGAUGUCUAAAUCAUUCGAUACCGGUAUACCCAAGUCUCUCGCAGCUAGUGAUCAGAACCUGGAUAAACUGUUGAAAAACGAUAACGGUGAAAGGCCACGUAGUCUCACAUUCAGUUUUACAAAUUGUUAUCGUAACAAGCGAAGACGCAUGUCUCUUGGAAUGCAUUCGAUGGAGAACAAAACAAGCUCAAUAACACAUUCCAUACAGCUGACAUUCCUGGAUUUUGUUGAUUUGUUUAAAGCUUUUAGUUUACGAUGUCGGAGAGAUUUGAAAGAUUUGUUUGAAGAAUUUGCUUUGUCGUGUAAACCUAGCGGUAAAGAUCCACCUGUUGUUAGACCACCAGGAUAUGCUCCACCUCCUGGUGAUUACUGUGUAAUAACAAGAAACAGUUUGUAUGAGUUGUCACAAGAUAACGUUCAGAGACAUAAGAUCUGUGAUGCCAUUGCUGUAGCAAGUAUAGGACCAAACUGUGCUGGAGUAGAGAGCACACAGAAUCGCUGUCUUAGUCUUAAGGAAUUCAAAGAAUUUUUAGAAGAAUACCAAGAUCAACAUCUUCAUGAUGAAGAAAUCAUACACCUUAUUCAGCAACAUGAAGCAGACCCAGUAUUACGGAACAACAACUGCUUGUCAUUUGAAGGAUUUGCUCGGUUUUUGAUGGACAAGGAUAACUACGCCUACAUCUACGAGAAAACACGACACAAUGACGAGGAUAUGGAACAACCACUGUCUCAUUACUACAUAGCCUCAUCUCAUAACACAUAUCUAACAGGGCACCAGUUAACUGGAGAGUCAUCACCAGAACUGUAUAGCCAGGUGUUAUUACUAGGUUGUCGGUGUGUAGAGUUGGACUGUUGGGACGGAGAUGAUGGGUGGCCUAUCAUUUACCAUGGUCACACUCUAACCACUAAGAUACAGUUUAAAGCAGCUGUAGAGGCAAUCAAUAAAAGUGCCUUUGUGACAUCCCCCUAUCCUGUUAUUUUGUCUAUAGAGAACCACUGUUCUGUCCCUCAACAACAGAAGAUGGCCAAAAUAUUCAAUGAAGUUUUUGGAGAGAGGCUUGUUACCAGUUUUUUGUUUGAAAGUGACUUCUGUGAAGACCCCCAGUUACCCUCACCUAAUCAACUGAAAUACAAGAUACUAAUAAAGAACAAGAAAGCUAGAGACCAGGAAGGGUUUCCUUUGAAAAAGGUAUCAUCAUGUCCAAGAACCAACAGUAUGGCGUCUACAGACUUUGAUGACGAUGAUGUUGAUGAUGAUGAAGAUGAUGAAGAGGAGAUAACUGAUGUGAAAGAACAGCUUCGUACAUCUGUGGAUAGCCAGGACAGUCAAGCUGGUGACCAGGAGGAUUCACGGGGAAGGAGCAGUACACCUUCUGAUUAUCAGGGGAGACCUUCUUCUGGAUCCUUCAGUGAGAGAACGGACAGAAGUUCUAGGAUGCAAUCAGAACUAGUGGACUGGCAGUUUGUUGAUGACCCCUAUGACCCAAAAACUCCCAAUAAAUCCAAGCAAAAGAAAACAAGUCAAAUUGCCAAAGAAUUGUCAGAUCUUGUUGUGUAUUUCCAGGCAAUUAAGUUCAGAGGGUUAACCAUCAGUCCCAAUACUUCACUGAAAAAGAAAGGAAUCAGAAGAAGUGCCAUUUUAACAAGUAACCCAAGUACGCCAACCAUUCUGUCCGAGAAAAGUGAGGUGAGCGUGUCUUCAAACAUGAUUCGACAGAGACGACCUGACAGUGUUCCUCCAUGUUACCAGGUGUCAUCACUAAAUGAAGGCAAAGCCAGAACACUGUGUAGACGUAGUCCAAUUGGUGUUAUCAAUCAUACUGAAAAGCAGCUGAUGAGAACAUACCCAUCUGGCAUGAGAAUUGACUCAUCAAAUUUCAAUCCUGUCAUUUUCUGGGCUUUUGGUCUCCAGAUGGUAGCCCUCAAUUAUCAGACUGAAGACAGAGCAAUGGCCCUCAACACAGCAAUGUUCGAACAGAAUGGACAGAGUGGAUAUGUACUGAAGCCAGCUGUCAUGUGGGAUAAAAGUCACAUGAUGUACAAUCAUUUUAAUCCAAUGGACAAAGAAUUUGAUGGUUUACAUGCUACUUUACUUACAUUACGUGUUAUAUCUGGACAAUACAUAAGUAACAUCCAUACAGCCAGUACUUAUGUGGAAGUGGAAAUUAUAGGAAUACCUGUGGAUUGUGCCAAGCAUAAGACUAAUGUGGCCUCCAGAAACUCUUUGAAUCCAAUCUGGAAUGAUACCUUUACUUUUCAGAUAAUGUUCCAUGACUUGGCUUUCAUUAGAUUUGUAGUGAUAGAUGCCAGCACCAAUCAUAUCCUCUCUCAGAGAAUUAUACCACUUAGGUGCCUGAGACCAGGGUACAGGCAUGUGAGAUUAAGAAAUGCUAGUAACAAGCCGUUAGAGCUUGCCACUUUGUUCAUCUGCUCUAAACAUGAAGAAGAACUUUUAGACAUGUGUAGUGGGGAAAACAACAAUGAAUAUUUGGACUAUUCAUCAGCAAAACGAAGAUCAUUUGCUAAGGUCAAAGAUUCUUCUGAAAGUGGAAGAGAUUUACUAGUCCCAGUUGGUGCUAGAAAGAGGAGAAUGUUUUUCAUCAGUGUUUAUGGAGUUAAUGACCCUGAUGAGUAUGUUAUCCUGAAGGUCACACAAGAUACAUCUGUAUAUGAUGCCAUUGCUCAGGCAUUGAGUAAGGCUGGGAAGGUUGAUGAUAUUAUAACAAACUAUGUUUUGGUGGAAGAUGUUCAGAGUGGAUGGGAGAAAAAGGAACAAGAAAGAGCAAGUGAGCAGAGAAUCCUGGACAUGACUGAGAAAGUAUUACAGGCUCAGAAUAGAUGGACUGGAGCAGGGAAAUUUAUUCUUAGGAAAGUCAGUGAUGAUCCUAGCAGUAGAGCUUGGAUUACAACCAUGCUGUCCAGGGAACGACAGAGAAUUAAAUGUGAGAAUGAUGCUGCUGAUUGGGAGAGUGUGGAACAAGUGUUUAUUGUCUGUGUAUAUAAUGUAGCACCAGACCAACCGUACACAAUAUUCAAGGCACCAAUAUCCAGUACAGCUCAAGAUAUCAUUACACAGGCCAUGAUGAAAGCCCACAGAUCAGAUCCUGAAAAUUUGAGGAAGUUUGUGUUAGUUGAAGAGGUAGAAUGUCCCAGUAGUGAUACACAGAGUCCACAUGCCAGGCGGCACAGCACUGACCACCCAGACAGACGCAUUCUUGAUGAUGAUGAAAAUGUUUACCUGGCUCAGAGAGAAUGGAAAACAAAUGGAAAAUUUAUUAUAAUGGACAAAAGUCAAGCAGAGCAUGAUAUUAUACAUAUUGAGAGAAAAAAGAAAGGAUCAUCAAAGAGUGGACCAUCAAAAGGAGGAACAAGUAAAGUCCAACCAAAGAAAAAAUCCACCAAGACUCAGUCUCCUGAUAAAACUGAGACAAGUACUGGUACCAAGCUACCCACAACAUCAGGUGCAUGGCAAGGAAGUCCUUCAUCUCAGUCAGGAUCUACCCUCAAGAGACUGUCAGCCAAGUUUUCACACAAGCUUAGCAAAUGAAGAACUAACCACCAAGAGAACAUUUAUUUCCAAGAAUAACAGCCAAAGUCUUGAGUAGUUACACUCAAUAAUUACAUCAAGAUAUUUCACAGAUCAAAAGUAGAACUUGGAAUUUUAAUUGCAGGAAUACUGUUACGACUUUUUAUUCCAAUUUUGCAUGAAAGUCCAGAAAUGCCAUUCUUAUUGCAGUGAAAAAUAUUUUUGAUAUUUGCUGCAUUUUUUUACCAAAAAAUUCCAAGAAAAACUCUGCUGAACAAGAUAUAUAGACCAUUUGAAGUGCAGAAUUGACAAGGAUAAGGGUAUUGUUAUGAUUUUCAUACAAUUUAAAUGUCACCAGUUCAAACAUUGAGAAGUCGAUGAAAGUGAAAAUUUUACAUACUUUUUUGUGUUAUCAUAAUUGGUGUCAGUUUCAUUCAUUGUCAUAAAAGAAAACAUCUAUUAUGACCCAUGUACAAAUCUGUGUUAUUUUGUAAUGAAGUUUGAAUGGUUGGUUUGUGCAGUUAAAGGGAGUUAGUACAUGAUUUGUAGAUUAAAUUGUCUCCCUUCACCAACACUGUGAAAUAUAUACUUUACAAUUUAAUGCAUGAGCAUGCAUUUUUUUAAGAUAUCACAAAAAGAUCUCUAUUUGAAGUGCAUAUCUGCUCUGUUAUUUAAUUGUGUAACAGAUGUUGCUAUUUCCAGGUCAAUUGAGACAUUAAAAAAUUGUGUACUUGGACAAUAUAGUUGUAAUGUGUAAUUGCUUUAAUGAAUGAAUAUGUGUGAUAUAAAUCAGUUGACUUUAAGAGGAGAUUGUUAUAGAAAUAAUUAUUUAGAUGUAAAACAUACUUUGUUUUAAACCUAUUUCUGAUGUUGUUAAAGAAAAUAUUCAGAGGAAACUAUUAAAUGCAUGUAAACUUUGAAACAAAGGCAUUGAAGGAUCUCACCAUAAAACCUAAUUGUAAGGUGAUUUAUCACCAUAUUUUUAACUCUGAUAACACCAAAUAUGGUAUAAAAGAGUUAAUUAUAGUUCAAAAAAAAAUAAGAAAUAUAGAAAAAUGGUAAAAAAAUAAUGAACAGACAAUAAUUGGGUGCUACAAUAUUAAGAAACAAGAAAAAUGGUACAAGAUACUAAUUUUUGGUAUUGUAGUUGUUAGAAUUAAGAAAUUCAUGUUUUUUUGUAAUUACAAAAUUAAUAGUCACUAAAUUUCACUUGUUAAAUAGAAUCCAACAAAAAAUAAUGUUUUGUUUGUGAAGCUAGCCAGAUAUGGAUGUUGUAACCAACAGAAAUCUAUAUUGAUUAUUUUUUUGCAAGAUUUUUAUGUAAAACAAAUUUUGUAAAGUAGAUCUUAGCUAUUAUGUUUGCUGAAGUAUGUUUGAGCCCCAGUAGUUACACAAUAGAAUGAAUAAAACAUAAAGGAUUAACUUGUUAGUAGAGCAUUACAGCCUAAGCUGUGUAUGUGCUUACCUAUUGUUUUGCAACUGAUCAGUUCUCCUUUAAAAUUUAAAAUUUGUAAGUUAUUGAAAAGACCAGGGAUACGCCUUGAUUCCCAUUUUCUGUGAAACUUGAGAGUUGGUUUUCAGUAACUCGUCAUUUAAACAUUCUUCAUGACAUACUCGUAUGUGGAUCUUACAUCUGGAUUUGUAAUUUACAUAGUUAACAAUUCUUAAAGAAUUGUCAUCGGACCAUGUAUCUCUACAUACAAUUAGAACAGAAUUGACCACUUGCAAGGAAACUGGUUAAUACAUGUAUAGUUUCAGCUGUAAAAGGUUAAAACAUGUAUGGUUUAUGCUGUAGAAUAGACAUAGAUGUUGAAAUAUUAGUUGCCAGUGUCAAAUUGUAUAAAGAAAAUUAAUUUAACCAACCUUAGAAAAUCAAAAUGUUGAUAAAUGUUAUAAGCCAUUUGUGUUUAUCAUUUGCUUUCAAAUGUUAUUGUGAUUUUAUCAAUGUUAUUGUGAAUUUUUGUUGAUUUUUACAGUUAAAAAAGAUAUUUUUACCAUUCCAAAGGAACAAAAAUAAAAUUAUUUAUUUGUG
Messenger RNA from Mytilus californianus (California mussel), 12592 nucleotides. Its product is annotated as 1-phosphatidylinositol 4,5-bisphosphate phosphodiesterase epsilon-1-like. The transcript is spliced from 41 exons. Lineage: Eukaryota; Metazoa; Mollusca; Bivalvia; Mytilida; Mytilidae. Gene Ontology annotation, molecular function: protein binding; guanyl-nucleotide exchange factor activity; phosphatidylinositol-4,5-bisphosphate phospholipase C activity. Gene Ontology annotation, biological process: small GTPase-mediated signal transduction; lipid metabolic process; phosphatidylinositol-mediated signaling. The coding region runs from base 10 to 10581 and encodes 3523 amino acids. The record is from RefSeq and is a predicted model, not a curated record.